CCCCGGGCGCCACCCUGACGCUGGUUCCGCGGGCCAGGCGGGCGGCGGCGGGUGGCGUCUUCGGCCCGGGCCGGGUCCGGCUCCGGCUCCAUCUUGGGCCGCUGCGCCGGGCACCUGUGGCGGCCGCAGGAGCAGCGCUUCCGCCGGCCUGCGCGGCUCCGGGCGGGCGAGUGGGCAUCAUGAGCACCAGCCGCCCUGACCAGGGUGCCCGGCCUCCCCGGAGUCCCUGCCCACAGCCCCUGUCCCGGAGCUCUUCCAGCCUGUUGGAAGGCCAGGGGCAGAGACCAGAGCUCCGCAAGAGUGCCAGCAGCACCGUAUGGCAGGCCCAGCCAGGCGAGGCCAGCGCCAGUCCGCAGGUCCCGGAGGAAGAGGAGCACCACGCUGAGAGCACGGCGCAGACGCACGCCUCCAGCCCCCGGCCCCGUGCUGUGGGCCACUGGCGGAGCAGCACUGUGGGCAAUGUGUCUACCGUGGGUGGUGGUGAACUGGGUCGCCUGAGGGCCCCCGGUGCCGCUGCCAUGCAGAGGAGCCACUCGGACCUGGUGCGCAGCACCCAGACCCGGGGCCACAGUGGUGCCCAUAAAGCCAGCCUCAGCUGCUCGGCCCUUGGCAGCUCACCGGUCCACAGGGCUCAGCUGCAGCCCAGUAGUACUUCUGGCCAGGGAGGCCGGGCCCCUGCAGGCCUAGAGAGGGAUCUGGCUCCAGAGGAAGGGACUUCGAACUCAGCCUGGACACUGGGAGACAGUCAGGUGUGGGUGGCGCCACUAGACCUGGGAGGGACAGCCACCCACAGCAGCAGCCCCCAGGCUGGGCCCAAAGCCACUGGGCAGCCAGCCACGACCUCCUGCCAUGCCCUGUCCCCAGCAACUCUCCUCUGCAAUAUAAGAGAGGUGGGGACCGGUGGCUGCUGUCAUGCCCUGCCAGCCCCGGGGAUCCUGGCCUUUCCCAAACUAGUGGCAUCGGUAAGUGAGUCUGGGCUGCAGGCUCAGCAUGGGGUGAGGUUCCAGUGCAGGUUGCCUGGGGGGCUCCCUGGGCAUUCCCACUGCUGUGCCCACCCUUGGGGUCCCACCGGGUUGGUCACAGAGCCUGGUACCAGGACCAAGGAUGUAUGGACCAUGACCUCAGCCAGUGACUUGGCCCCUGUGUUGGCAUCCUCUCUGUCAGCCCAGGAUGCUGGUGUACAGGCAGCCCCCAUGGCGGUUUGCAAGGCUGUGGCCACCAGCCCACCCCUGGAAGCCCCCGUGGCCCUGCACACAUUCCCGGAGGUAACUCUGGGGUCCGACCUGGAGGAGGCACCAUCCCCUGUGCGGGAUGUGCGAUGGGAUGCUGAGGGCAUGACCUGGGAGGUGUAUGGAGCUGCAGUGGACCCUGAGGUACUUGGCGUGGCCAUCCAGAAGCAUCUGGAGAUGCAGUUUGAGCAGCUGCAGCGGGCACCCACCAGCGAGGACAGCCUGUCUGCGGAGGGCCGGAGGGGGCCUCUGCGUGCUGUCAUGCAGUCCUUGAGGCGCCCCAGCUGCUGCGGCUGCUCCAGUGCAGCUCCCGAGUGAGGAGCUGUGGCCCUCAGAGCUAUCCUGGGCCUGUGGACUCAGCCCCAGGCCAGGGACAGUGGGGGCCCCGGGCUCCUUGGACCUCCUGGCAGCCGUGGAUGUGUCUCUGCUGUUGGCUGACCGCAGGGCACAGGACUGCAGCCUGGGGACUUCCUGCUCCUUGCAGCUGGGCUGGUUUUUAAGGGCUUCAUUCCUGACAGCCACAUCCCUGCACAUCCAGGCUCUGAACUUUGGGACAGACUUUCAGCACUGUGCAUAAGGGUGAUCCUGAUUUUUCUGUAAAAAUUCUCGAUGUUCUGUUUAGUGUCUCCUCAGAACUCUGCCAUGAUUUCCCCUGGGACUCUUGGUGGCUGUAUUUUAAAGCAGGGCUCAGAUACAACCAAUUCCUGACAUGAAAGUUGGGGCCCCAUGUGACACAGGGACUGGCUGGGUCUUUGGGGAUGGCCACCGACACUGUUUAAGACCUCCUAUGUGCCGCACACGGUGCUUGUCACAUUCCCUUGUUGAGUCUUUGCCUCUUUGCCCUGAUUUAUGGGUGAAACCACAGGCAUUUGGCAAGGCCAUGGCUGACAUGCCCGUUGGACUGCUGGAGGUGGUGGGCUGAGAUUCAGAGCCAGGGCUGGCUGAAGCCUGGGCUGCUUUCCCGCAGCACAUUGGUGGUCAGUGCCGUGUAGUCAUGAACCAGAAGGAUUUAUUGAGUCCGUAUCCUGUGCUAGGUUCUGUGGAAUCCUUGGGGAAUGAGAUGGGCUGUCUGCACCCUCACUGAGCUGACAGGGUUGGGGAGGCGGGGUCUACAUCCGUACCAGGGCACCGGGCAUCCCAGAAGGGCCUGGGGCUGCUGCUAAGAGCCAGCCCUCCUUGUUGGUUAUCGGGUCAGGGGCUGGCCUCAGGAAGGGGAGAAAAGGUGGCCACUUGUCCCCAAAUACGUUGCAGUGCCUGAAACGACACCAUUAUCACCUCAUUCCUUUGGCUUAAGGACUUAUUCCUGGCCAGUGUGGUUCUUGGAAGGAGAGAAGGCAGAAAUGGAUAGGAGGAGGGAAGGAGCCUGGGGUGUUUUUUCACCUGGUGGGAAAUGGCCAGAGCUGUGAGGCUGUGGGGAGCUGGGAGGCCUGUGAGCCUGUCCUCCCAGCCCUGCCCAUGUGAGCUGACGUGGGACAGGAACGGGGGGCUGGGGUCAUGCGGUGAGGAACCCAGGACACAGGCUUGGCACAGCCUGGCUUCAUUGCCCAAGGACCUCCCAAGACCUGUGGAGUUUGGGAGUGGGCCUGUGUUCUCAUCUUGGGGCUUAGCGCUGAAGAUCCUAAGCUCCUGGGACAAUCCGCCAGCCUGCCCUGAAGAGGGAGCCAGGUCAGUGUGCUGCUCAGGGUCCCCUGGCUUGGGAGGGUGGAGUAAGGGCCCAUGUGCAGCCCUGCCCAUGACCUGACCCUGUUCCUGGGCCUCCUGCACUUAGGAACCCGGGACCUGGCAGCUGGCUUAGCUUUCCCUACCUCAAGGACCCUGUACUCACUGUGGUGGAAAUGACUCCUCCAAAAGUGGGUUGAGUUGGAAAGCAGGGCUGGCAUUCUAACGGGCCAAAGGAACAAGGUGAGGAAGGCAUGCAUGAGGUCUGAAUGCCUCCCAUGGCCCUGAGGUGGGGCUUUCUUACCCCCAAACGCACCCUUCCUGCUCUGCUUAAAAAAAAAAAAAUGACAGCACAUCAGAACUGCUUCUGAGGGUGGGGCUGGGGCAGAGGGGUUUGGCGUGGUGAGCGGUGAAAAUGUGCACAAGCAAGUUUUCAUGCACGCGUAGGCUCUGGCUACUGCGCAGCGCGUCUGUGCCUCUGGGUGUUCUGCGAGGCAGGCCCAUCACACUCUGGGCGAUGACACGUGCGUACCAGGCUGCCCACGUGCCUGGCGCUGCACCAGGGCUCUGGGAGCCCCAGCUGUGGGGCCAUGAGGUGACAGGUGAUGAAACGGAGUGGGGAGGGCACCAGCACACAAGGCCACAACUGAGUGGGGUCUUGACACAGUCAGGCUAGACAGGUGGCAGUGGGAAGGAGCGUACCAGGCAGACAGGACAGCCUGGUCAGAGGCAUGGAGGCCCCUGUCCUGCCUGCGCAGUGGUGAGUCACUGCAAUGCACGUUGGGUUGGGGUGUUUGUUGGGUUGGGAGGCUGCCAAGGGGUCCCCGUGGUGAGGGUCCCUGUGUGACUAAGGAAGCAGACUUCGGGGAGCUGCGGAAAGGGUGAUGGGGCCAGAUUUCAUUUUGGAAACAUCCCUUUGGCUGCCAUUGGAGAGAUUAGUGUGGGAGAGGUGGGAGGCUGGGGCCCAGGGGGAUAUAGGUGUGCGAGCCAAGGAGGGGCCUGUCGGGGAGAUGGAAAGGGAGCUGGGGGUUGGGCAUUCGUGCACAUACACGCACACACAUGUGCACACACGGGUGCACACAGGGCCUGCAGUGGCUUCAGAAAGGAGGAAGAGUUUUAGGAGGCUGGUUUCCAGUUUGAGCAAAAGGAGGUGAGGCCACUACCUGGGACAAGAAGAGGCAGGCGAAGGGCCACAUGCCAGGAUAUUUGGCUGAAACUCUUAGAGACUUUCUCUGUCACAUGCAAAUUCCCUUGAGUUCAUUCUCUGUUUGGCUGCUGUGUGCCAAUCAGUACCCCUUCCUGGCUGUACCUGGUGGGCCAGGAUGGCAGGCUGGGCUGGGCCCCAAGUGGGAAGGCCUAGCCAGUCCUUCCAUCCAACUCAUCGUGACCAAGAUAAAUGUUUGCAACGUGGUGCUGGAAUCCAGUCUGGCCUGUGUCCAGCUUUGGGGCUGUGCAUGGCUGGGGACCCCAUCAUAACUUCCUGGUUAAGCUUGCUGUCCUGGCCGUGGCUCCACUAGCCAGACUGCACAGCCUCGGCCAGUGGGUCCACCUGGCCCCCAUCCCGUUGCUGUGGCCCCUCCCUGGCUGGGCCUGACCAGCAGUGGUUUAGGGUCUCAAGACAUGGCCACCAGCUUAGUUUACAGAUCUCCCUUCAGAUUCCAGAUUUCUGACCAGACUUUCUGGGUCCCCUUCAGGCCCUGCUCUGGCAGGUGAUGGAUUUCAUUAUUUGUACAUUUGUUUUGUUUUGAAUUUGGAAUAAAGUAUUGGAGGUCAGAGCUUUGCUAGGGAAGGGUC
Leopardus geoffroyi (Geoffroy's cat) is the source of this 4682-nucleotide messenger RNA. RefSeq names its product G protein regulated inducer of neurite outgrowth 2 (gene GPRIN2). The record is from RefSeq and is a predicted model, not a curated record. The transcript is spliced from 2 exons. Gene Ontology annotation, cellular component: plasma membrane. Bases 180 to 1547 code for a protein of 455 amino acids. Gene Ontology annotation, biological process: neuron projection development. Lineage: Eukaryota; Metazoa; Chordata; Mammalia; Carnivora; Felidae.